AUGACGUACAAAGUGUUGAUAGAGGAAUAUGGAAGGCACAUAACUAGAAUUGCUGUAUCCGCCUUGUUUGAAGCUAUAGCACAAGCACUAAACCUAGAAUUAUCCGGUGACCAGAGAUCAGAACUCUUAUCGGAGUCAACAGGGCUCAUACGAGUUUACCGGUAUCCUCAGAGCUCCUCUGUAGAGGCAGAAGGAGAAGCUCUGGGAAUGGAAGUCCACACGGAUAGUUCGGUUAUCUCAAUAUUAAAAGAAGAUGAAACCGGAGGGCUUGAGAUCAUGAAAGGUGAAGAAUGGUUGCGUGUAAAACCUGUUGCUGAUACUCUCAUCAUCAAUCUAGGAGAUAUGAUGAAGGCUAUAAGCGACGAUGAGUACAAGAGUGUGAAGCAUAGAGUGAAGAAGAAGGAUAGGACGAGAGAAAGACACUCGGUGUGUUAUUUUGUGUCCCCGCAGAGAGAUUGUGUGAUAAAGUCAUCAAACUAUAAGCCAUUCACGUACUCAGAGUUUGAAGCUCAAGUUCAGGCUGAUGUUCAGUCUCUUGGGACCAAGGUCGGCCUUCAUAGAUUCAGCCCUAAAUCUCCACUCUUUCUCUGA
Messenger RNA from Brassica napus (rape), 591 nucleotides. Its product is annotated as gibberellin 2-beta-dioxygenase 5-like. Bases 1 to 591 code for a protein of 196 amino acids. Lineage: Eukaryota; Viridiplantae; Streptophyta; Magnoliopsida; Brassicales; Brassicaceae. Gene Ontology annotation, molecular function: dioxygenase activity. The record is from RefSeq and is a predicted model, not a curated record. The transcript is spliced from 3 exons.